Ogataea philodendri is the source of this 4737-nucleotide messenger RNA. RefSeq lists its product as uncharacterized. NCBI's taxonomy places the organism in Eukaryota, Fungi, Ascomycota, Pichiomycetes, Pichiales, Pichiaceae. The transcript is spliced from 4 exons. The coding region runs from base 1 to 4737 and encodes 1578 amino acids. The record is from RefSeq and is a predicted model, not a curated record.
AUGGCCUCUUUACGUGCAACCAUCUUGUUGAUAUCCUCGUCAGUCAGUUUUCGGGUGGACAUGUCUCUGAGUUCUCUGAACUUGGCGUCCACAUCGCCCAGCGACGGCAGCUCCAAACUGGAGUCCUCGAGCCGUCUCUUGUACGACUCGAACUCGCUCGGACUGAUUGGCGAGUCGGAAAGACACUUCAUAUCGAUAAGUUUCUUGGAAUCUCCUUGCGAAACAACCAAGUACGUGUCGCACGGCUUGUUCAACAAAUGGUAUGGCUUUCCGCCGCGUUUCACCUCCUCGAUCUUGGCCAUUCUGUACUGCGACUGUCCUGUUUCUCUGGAAACACCAACAUUGACCCGGACAAACGUGUUUCUGAUCACCUGGUCAAACUCGUCUCUAAACAGGAACCGUGACAAAAUCGUCCGACUCGAACGCACUUUGCUAUUAACGUCCUUCAAAGUAGCGUCCUGGACCUGUUCUCUGGUGACCUCGUCCAUGCUCAACAACGCAGCCUUGUCCUCCUCAUCUUUGAACUUGCCCUCCAACGGAUACGGGUCUUGUUUGGAUUCGUCGUCCUCGUCGUCCUCGUCGUCGUCCACGGUCUUGCGCUUGAGCCCGCUUGUCCGCGAAGUGGUCUGCAACGUUGGCUCAGGAAAGGCACCUCCAAUUGUUUCCAUUAUGACGGGAUCGCGACAUUUGUCCCAGGAUUCGCACGAGGAACCGCAUGGUUUGGGCGGCCCGCAACGAACGCGGUCGUCCACCGCCAAGAGAUCGCCCUCGAUUCUUGUCACGGACGCCAGAAAGAACCAGAUAAAGGCGCCUUUUGCUGGCCAUAAACAAGAGAGAAUCAAAAAGUCCGGCCAGCCAGAUAGGGUCUCGCCGCCUGCGUGGGUCAAGUCUUCUUCGUCGAAACAACGGCGACCUGUCUCGAUGACCAAAUUUAGCGACAUUUCCGUCUCCAACAUCAUCUCCAAUAUCAGUGAUAUUCCUUCUUCAAGACAAAGAGAACUCCCACGAAAUGUUUCUCCUAAUGCGCAAUACAUCAACAAUCUAUCGCGAUCGGGUCCCCGGAUGGUCCCGCAAUACUACAAGACUCUUCCUACAAGAACGUCCAAAACGUCGCAGAAACUCGUUCUGAUUCCAGACCAUGAUCAGGUCCCGUACUCAAUUGACGAUGACGAGGCCGCGUUGCUGCGGAACCACGAAAUCGGCGAGGAAACAACCACAGAUAACAUUUUCAACAGCACGCACGUCCGCACAAAGGCAGAGAAACUGUCAAAGGAACAGAGAGCAGACGUUUAUCCAAGAGUGACGGCCUAUUUGAUCUCGGAAGGGUUUAAUUUGAACCUGACAAGCAAGUUCUUGUCAAAAUACCACAUGGUUUCUCCAAGACUGUACGACGAGGCUCUUUAUGUGCCGUACACUUUGCCGUUGCUUCCUGGAGACAACGGGUACCGAGUCCAGUCUAACAACUCGGCCAAGAUGCAGCAUGGUAACCAGCUGUUGGAGAAUUUCCUCGACAAGACAGAACAGAGAGACCACCAUUACGAGUUCUAUUCGGGUCAGGACGGAGACGUCCAAAGCAUCGGGUCGCCGAAAAUGAGUCCUGCUGGCAGUCUCGUGGAGGAACAGCAGCACAACAACGAGUUUGAUCCGUACGAGCCCCAGUUUUUCGUCAGCAGCAGUCCCACCGACAGCAUGUUGUUGGAGGAGGAGGCUCGUGAUAGUGACUCGGCGGGAGAGGCAGAAAAGACCUCAAAGUCCAGCGACACGUCUGCGAUCGACGACACAGAGUCGUCUGACCGUUUGGAAAAAAACGGACACGGGACUCGUCGUAAGUCGUCGACAUCGUCUAAGAAACGGGCCAACUUGCCCGACUUGACCAAACACGCCGAGAUGUUUGUUCUGGACUACGGAGUGGUUGUUUUCUGGAACUUCACCGAGAUCCACGAAAAGAACAUUCUUGCGGACCUUGUUUUCGCCAAGAUCCAGCCCGGCGAGUUCGAGCUUGACGAUGACGACGACGACGACCAGCACGACCCGUCGUUCCCGAACUACUCGCUCACGUCGUCCAACAGCAACGAGGAACAGCCCCAGACGCCGGUCACGUUUAUCGUGAAGCCUGUUCCCGAACAUAAUAUCGAGACCGAGGAGUUCCACUUUGAGUACAUCAGCGACAUCCCCACGCCACGGAUUUACAACGACAUGAUCACGCUCAAGUCCGGUGACCAUCUGAUCAAGCUGACGGUGUCGCAUGCCAUUGCACAGUCCACCAAGCUGUCUAUGUUCGAGAGCAAGAUGAGCAACAUUCUGAACUCGAUCUCCAGACUGCCCAAAGCCCUGGCUCUAACAGGCAAGUUACAGAACUACACACGUCAGAAACUGCUCAUCAAGACCGGAAAACUGUUCCAGCUACGUAACGAGGUGAACUUGUCGUCCAACGUGCUGGAUAAGCCAGAAUACUUCUGGACAAUCGAGCCCGGUCUCGACCCAUUGUACUCGGCCAUUCGCGAGUACUUGGAGAUCGACCAGCGAGUUGAGGUGAUCAACGACAGAUGCAAAAUUGGAGUGAUUAACUACUUAAGCUUUGGCUCCGUACUUGUUGACGCUCUUUCCGUCUGGAACAGUGAAGAACACAAGACCGUUGUCGGUGGAGUCGAGUCUGAAGUAUCCCUUUCUUUCGAACUGGAUCACGUCGCCCACCUUCAGGUCCUUGACGUUGACGUCGGCAAUGGCCUUGGUAUGGAACUCGGUCUUUGGAGUGAGGAAGUCCUCAAAGUUGUCACCCUCGUCCAAUUUGUCCUUGGUGAUCAGAUGGUCAAAGUCCACCAGGUCCACAUGAACAAACUUGUCGGCAGCAAGCCAGGUCAACUUCUUGCUGGUCUUUCUGAAAUCUCCGUCCAGGUGCAAAGUGGCCUGGAUCUCCUUCACCAGUCCGUCCUCCUUGAUCACCUUGUCACAGAUAACGUUACCCCAGUCCAUGAAGGUGACCUCCUCGCCGUCGGCAAUGGCCUUGGCGUCCUCUUGCUCCAACAAAAGAUCGGAAGAGAAGUACACCUUCUUGGUUCCAACGUCAGGAUUCUUCUUGUGCUUAGGUCUGUCUUCAGAAAACUCCUUUUCUGGACCCUUAGAGAGCUUCACGUGAACAAGAUGGUCCUCGGCAAGAGCAGUGUGUCUUGGAGCAAUUGGAUCAAUCACCUUCUUGUUGGCAGACCAAAUGAUGUUCCAGUCCAAGUUGAUAAUGUUCUUGGAUGGACCUUGCGAGAUCACAAAGUUCCGCAGUCCCUCAACACUCAUACCUCUUCUUCUAAUACCUCUGACAGUUGGGAAUCUUGGGUCGUCCCAGUUCGAAACGUACUGCUUGUCAACAAACCAUUGCAACUUUCUCUUGGAAAGCAAGGUUCUGAUAAAGUUGACUCUGGCAAAAUCCCAAACGUGCACCUUUCUCAGGUUCAAAGCCUGCAGAAUCCACUCGUACUGGACGUUUCUGUCUCUGUACUCGAUAGUUCUCAAUGCGUGAGUGACUCCCUCUAUAGCAUCAACAAUAGGAACACAGAAGUCGUAAGUAGGGUACAUCUUCCACUCGGAACCAGUACGGUGGUGAGGAGUCAGGUUGCAUCUGUAGAUAACAGGGUCUCUCAGAGUCUUGUUCAAAGCACUGUAGUCAAUCUUGGCUCUCAAACAGUUCUUCAAACCUUCCUCGGUACCGUUCUUCAUCUCUUCAGUGAACACGCGCAAGUUCUCCUCAACGGUUCUAUCUCUUCUGGCAGACUUGAUACCGUCCAUUCUUUCGGCUCUCAUCUGCUCCAAAGGAGUGUCGUCACAGUACGCCUUUCCUUCCUUGAUCAUCUUGACGGCAAGGUCGUACAUCUCAUUGAAAUAAUUGGACGAAUAGGUGAUCUUGUCACCUUUAAUGCCCAACAGCUCCAAAUCUUCCAGAAUGGAGUCCUGGAACUCGACCUUCUCCUUGGAAGGAUUGGUAUCGUCGAAUCUGAUGAUCAGCUUUCCGUGGUAGGCCUUGGCGAAAUACUGGUUCAACAAAGCAGCCUUAGCGUGACCAAUGUGGAGGUAUCCAGAAGGUUCAGGAGGGAAUCUGGUAACGACCUGGCCGUCCUUUGCGUCUGGAAGAUCGAUCUCGAAGUUGGCCUUGUGGGUCUCCUUCUUGGUUCCAGCCUUGGAAGCCUUUCUGAUCUCGGCCAACGAUUUGGUCAACAGCUCAACAACACCUCCAAAUCUCUCGUCAGAUUCCAGGUACUGGUACCAUCUGGUGAUGUUGAUGUAGACAGCGUUCUUCAAAACAGAUCCCAUCACGGCGUUGGCACGCAGAGCUCCCCAAGCAGCGAUGUCGGCAACAGAGGCGUCGUAGCCAACAAUGAACGAUCUCAAACUCAAAUGGGAGUCCAGUUUCUCCAGAUCAACAGAAAGCUUCUUGAAGUCCUUGACGGUGAGGUUCUCGUAAGCGAACUUAACCCAAGGCUCAGAGGCAGACUUCUCCAAGAACAAGUGAGGGAACUUGUCAGCAAGAUGGCUCAAAACCUCUGGGCCAGAGGUGAUGGUUUUGUCUCCAUCAACCAAUCUCAAGGAAGAGUUGAUCUCUUUGGAAACAACCUUGUCGUCAAUAAAGUCAAUUUCCAACGACUUUUCUGUUCCGUUGUUAAUGAAGGAAGCAGCUGUCAAGGCAGCGUAGUCCACCAAUGGAGCUUUUCCAGCAAUUUCCAAUUUGAAGGACAUGAUUUAAAAGAAUAA